Messenger RNA from Capronia coronata CBS 617.96, 2025 nucleotides. RefSeq lists its product as uncharacterized. NCBI's taxonomy places the organism in Eukaryota, Fungi, Ascomycota, Eurotiomycetes, Chaetothyriales, Herpotrichiellaceae. The transcript has a single exon. Bases 1 to 2025 code for a protein of 674 amino acids. The record is from RefSeq and is a predicted model, not a curated record.
AUGGACCAACAACAAAACAACUUCCAUCAGGGUCCUAGCAAUUUUGAGCACGCUGGGGUUGACUUCGACAGGUACCUCGACAACCUUGGGAACCCGAACACCGUCAACAACUACGGGGAGAGCAGCACCCACAACACGGGGAACGUUGGUCACAUGAGUGGGAGGUUGCUCAACCAGGGCUUUGUCAUGGCCAAUGCACCACCGGGAGUCCCCUUGACGAACGCACAGUCGCAAUUCAAUGGAUACAAUCAGUUCGACCCCGCCAGCUUCAGCCGGAGCCAGGGCUACAGCCAGCCAUCGGCGUCUGCAGCACCAGUCAUGAUGGCUCAUCAAGGCCAGGUUUUCACUCCGCCCCAUGCUCCCCCCGGAAGAAAACGGAGUUACCAAGAAAUGGAACAGCAGGAGGCCUUCAACGGCUUCCAUCGCCAGCAAAACGCUUUGCCGAUUCCGGCACCGAACAUGGCACAGCCGGAGAGAGCAGAAAUCCUACACCUCCAACAGCAGAUCCAGGCCCUCUGCCAACAGCACCAGCAAUUGGAGCGAAGAAACGCCGCCGAGGUCCAGCAGCUGAGAGAGGAGGCCCAGAAGUUGACCACGCAGAUCGGAGCGUUCCAAACCCUUUCCCAGCGGCUUAUGCAGCAGAACAAGACAUACAAGGCAUAUUACAACAUGCUCCGUGGGUCCUUCCACUUCAGAGUCAAGCCAGAUGGCCUGCUCGAACCUUGCCUCAUGACGACCGGUGAGCCGGCCGACCUUUCGCAGCCAAUGCCACAGUUCAUGCAGGAAUAUAUGGUGCACCUCCGACAAUACGUCAAGGGUCAGGUGAUCAGCGCUGACACUCGCUUCUUGAUGCCAGAGAACAACCAGCCAGCCUCUCAACUGAUUCCUCCAAGACUUCCAAUCCCACAACUCGUGGAUCUGAACAACGAACAGGAGGAAGAGCUGGCUGCUGGUGCCGCUGCCGCUGCGCCUGUCAUCAUCUUGGACCCGAAAGCACCGGUGUCACUCCCCGCCGGCUCUCUGGGUGCGGUCUCCGAGGCUCUGCAGUCUUCUUCUUCACAGUCUUCCGGCACCACGUCAACCACAGCCCAGACGACCCCUCCAGCAACAACGGCAGACGGCGACGCUCGUCCCGAAAAGCGCGUUAAGCGUGACCACUGUGAUGCGCCGUGGAUGUACCGUUCCAAGAACGAUGCCCUCAACAGAGCAAUGGGCCACCUGCCCAACCCGCAGACCGAGAUGUUGCACCAACAAGCCGCGGCAGCCCGAGCAGCAGCAGCAGCAGCGCCUGUGCCCGUUGAGAACAACACCACCGUCAGUGGCCCCGCCGCCGCCGCCUCCUCCGAGACUGCCCCUGCUCCAGAACCAAAGCCUGUCAAGAAACGUGCACGCAAAGCACCCACCGGCCCCAAGCCAGCAGCAGCAGCAGCAGCAGCAAAAGCUUCUGGUUCUGGUUCUGGUUUAGGUCCUGGUCCCGGUCCUGCCAAGAAGAGCAGGGCUACCACGGCCCGCAAACCAGCAGCACGUGGUCAGGGCAAGGGCAAGAAACGCGGCGAUGCCGCCACUCGGCCUCCCACGCCUGUGGCAGAAGAAGCGGCAGCACCGGAACCAGCACCAGCAUCUCCCGAAGAGACAGAAGAUCUCGAUGAGGCCGCGGAGGAAAUCGCGAGAAUGUUUGAAGAAUUCGACGAGGCAGAAGGCCAAGAGGCAGAAGGAGCGACUGGAAUGGAAAAUGCCGUCGCCAGAGCCAGCGCCAGCUACGAUGACCCGCCAAGGGUGGCACCAGCAGAAGCAGAAGCAGAAGCAGAAGCAGAAGCAGAAGCAGAAGCAGAAGCAGACGCAGACGCAGAAGAGCCUGGGCUUGGGGAGUACUCUCUCAGCGUGGACGAGGGCUUGUUUGACGACGAGGACUUUGACGCCGAGGUCGCGGUGGACUAUGGGGAGUUGGAUUUCAUGUAUUGGAAAGGCGGAGGGGUGACAGGUGGGUCAAGGGUGAUAAGGGAAGGUGACGCUCUGAAGGAGUGA